This is a messenger RNA of Galdieria sulphuraria, 761 nucleotides long. RefSeq lists its product as uncharacterized. The transcript is spliced from 2 exons. The record is from RefSeq and is a predicted model, not a curated record. NCBI's taxonomy places the organism in Eukaryota, Rhodophyta, Bangiophyceae, Galdieriales, Galdieriaceae. The coding region runs from base 99 to 617 and encodes 172 amino acids.
AAACCAUUUGACUGAUUGGGAGAACAAUUCAAUUGAAGCUAGCGUUGCGAUUUUCAUUCGCUUUGUUUUCGUUAAAGUCAUAAACUUGUCAGCUUUUGAUGAAAACAGCUUUUGUAUGCAUUUAUGGGCCGUUACGUCCUUUGUCACAUAAACAAAGUUGUUUAUACUGUUUGCAACGUAAGAAGUGGACGAUGCAACUUGCUCCGAGGAGAAGCUAUGACAAAUACAUUCCACCACCUCCUGGUUUUCAAAAACUUAAAGAUUAUUACCCCAGACAAAACUAUCCCGGAACUUUAGCUCCAGGGAUAACUCCUGAUAUUUUAACCGUGGAAGAAUUGUUAGAGAGUCCCUCGGAAAAUCUUGCUUGUGUAGAGUACGAUAUGGAUGAACGUGCUCCUUUUAUUCGGGCACAUGACGAUUGUAUAUUGGACUGGUUGGCGGAAGAUGGUCGAUUGAUCGAAGAAGAUUGGGAUAUGGACGAUAAGAGUUCGUUUGUCGAAACUGUGGAUACGAUAGGAGAUGCUACAAUCGUGGAUGAUGAAAAAGUAUUGGCAGAGUAUUUAGGAGAAGCAGACCCAUCUGAAGACGAGUAUUAUUUAGAAGAACUUGAAACGUGAUUUCUGCUUUAUUAGAUUGGUGCCAAGCAGAUAUGUCUAGUUGUUUUGUAUGAUAGGAUAUUUGCAAAUUGUUUCGAUCAUAAAGAUUGCUACUUAUCAAGUGAUAGAGCUGCUUUAAGAACUCGAGUUGCCAUUCACAAUUUU